Messenger RNA from Drosophila busckii, 3445 nucleotides. RefSeq names its product DNA-directed RNA polymerase III subunit RPC2 (gene RpIII128). Gene Ontology annotation, cellular component: RNA polymerase III complex. NCBI's taxonomy places the organism in Eukaryota, Metazoa, Arthropoda, Insecta, Diptera, Drosophilidae. The coding region runs from base 17 to 3418 and encodes 1133 amino acids. Gene Ontology annotation, molecular function: DNA-directed RNA polymerase activity; DNA binding; ribonucleoside binding. Gene Ontology annotation, biological process: DNA-templated transcription. The transcript has 3 exons. The record is from RefSeq and is a predicted model, not a curated record.
UUAAUUUAAUUUUUAAAUGGUUGAGAUAAAGAGAACAGAGUCUGAGUCUGCCUGGGAUCCUGGUGACAGCAAGGAAUGGAAUACGCCUAUUAAGCCACUGGAGGAGAAGUGGAAACUGGUGCCGGCAUUCUUGCAGGUCAAGGGAUUGGUAAAGCAGCACAUUGAUUCAUUUAAUCAUUUCAUAAACGUGGAUAUCAAAAAUAUUGUUCGAGCCAAUGAAAUAGUGACCAGUGGCGCCGAUCCGCUCUUUUACCUCAAGUAUCUGGAUGUGCGGGUUGGAAAGCCAGACAUUGACGAAGGCUUUAACAUAACCAAGGCAACCACACCGCAUGAAUGCCGGUUGCGAGAUACCACCUACUCGGCGCCUAUAAGCGUGGACAUUGAGUACACACGAGGCACGCAACGCAUUAAGCGCAACAACUUGCUCAUUGGACGCAUGCCACUUAUGCUAAGAUGCUCAAACUGUGUGCUCACCGGUAAAUCCGAGUUUGAGCUCUCAAAGCUAAACGAAUGCCCUUUAGAUCCGGGUGGUUAUUUUGUGGUGCGUGGUCAGGAGAAGGUGAUACUCAUACAGGAGCAAUUGUCAUGGAAUAAAAUGCUUACUGAAGACUUUAAUGGCGUGGUGCAGUGCCAAGUGACUUCAUCUACGCAUGAGAAAAAAUCGCGCACACUAGUGCUGAGCAAGCAUGGAAAAUAUUAUCUCAAGCAUAAUUCUAUGACGGAUGAUAUACCCAUAGUGGUUAUAUUCAAAGCCUUGGGCGUGGUUUCCGAUCAGGAAAUAAUGGCACACAUUGGUUUGGAUACACGCUCACAGAAUCGCUUUGGUGCCUCGCUGCUGGAAGCCUUCGGUUUAAAGAUAUUUACGCAACAGCGUGCGUUGGACUAUAUGGGUUCCAAGCUGGUGGUUAAGCGCUUUCAGAGCGCAACAACUAAAUCGCCGUCAGAGGAGGCACGCGAACUGCUGCUGACCACCAUAUUGGCGCAUGUGCCUGUGGAUAAUUUCAAUUUUCAAAUGAAAGCCAUCUAUGUGGCCCUAAUGGUGCGUCGCGUCAUGGCUGCCGAAUUGGAUAAGACACUCUUUGAUGAUCGCGAUUACUACGGCAACAAGCGCUUGGAGUUAGCUGGCUCCUUGAUGUCGCUGAUGUUUGAGGAUUUGUUCAAGCGCAUGAACUGGGAGCUCAAGAUGAUAGCGGAUAAAAAUAUACCCAAAGUAAAGGCAGCACAGUUCGAUGUAGUGAAGCAUAUGCGAGCAGCGCAAAUUACCGUGGGCCUGGAGUCCGCUAUUAGUUCUGGCAAUUGGACUAUUAAACGUUUUAAAAUGGAGCGCGCGGGUGUGACGCAAGUGCUCUCCCGUCUGAGCUACAUCUCUGCGCUGGGUAUGAUGACGCGCGUCAACUCACAAUUUGAGAAAACACGCAAAGUGUCUGGACCACGUUCGCUGCAGCCAAGUCAAUGGGGCAUGCUAUGUCCCUCCGAUACGCCUGAGGGUGAAGCCUGUGGCUUGGUUAAGAAUCUAGCACUAAUGACGCACAUCACCACCGAGGUAGACGAGCGUCCAGUGAUGACUUUGGCUUUCAAUGCGGGCGUAGAAGAUAUACGCGAAGUUAGCGGCAAUCCCAUAAACAAUCCCAAUGUAUUUCUGGUCUUCAUCAAUGGCAAUGUCCUCGGCUUGACACUCAACCAUCGCCAUUUGGUGCGCAACUUGCGUUACAUGCGCCGCAAAGGACGCAUGGGCAGCUUUGUAUCCAUACACACCUCCUACACGCAGCGUUGUGUCUUUAUACACACGGAUGGCGGACGCUUGUGUCGUCCUUAUAUUAUUGUGCAGGAUACACGACCCUUGGUGUUGCAGCGCCAUCUGGAUGAACUGCAGCGUGGCAUACGCAAGUUUGAUGACUUUUUGCAUGACGGACUGAUUGAGUACUUGGAUGUGAAUGAGGAGAACGAUUCGUUUAUUUCAUGGAACGAGCUGGAUAUUGAGCCGCAUACGACGCAUCUGGAAAUCGAACCCUUUACGCUGCUGGGCGUCUGCGCGGGCCUGGUGCCGUAUCCGCAUCACAAUCAAAGUCCUAGGAAUACCUAUCAAUGCGCUAUGGGCAAGCAGGCCAUGGGCAUGAUUGGCUACAAUCAAAAGAAUCGCAUUGAUUCGUUGAUGUACAACCUGGUCUAUCCACAGGCGCCCAUGGUCAAGUCCCGCACCAUUGAGUUGACCAACUUUGACAAGUUGCCCGCUGGCCAAAAUGCUACAGUCGCUGUCAUGAGCUACUCCGGCUACGAUAUUGAGGAUGCGCUCAUUUUGAACAAGGCCUCCAUCGAUCGUGGCUAUGGUCGCUGCUUGGUUUACAAAAACAGCAAGUGCACGGUGAAGCGUUAUGCGAAUCAAACAUUUGACAGGAUUAUGGGACCCGUAAAGGAUGCGCUUACCAAUAAGGUAAUUUUCAAGCACGAUGUGCUGGAUACGGAUGGCAUUGUGGCGCCUGGCGAACAGGUGCAAAACAAACAGAUUAUGAUUAAUAAGGAAAUGCCUGCGGUGACCUCCAUUAAUCCGCUGGAAGGUCAAUCCCAGGUGCCCUACACCGCCGUGCCCAUCAGCUAUAAGGGACCCGAGCCGAGCUAUAUCGAGCGUGUUAUGGUCUCUGCCAAUGCCGAGGAAGACUUUCUCAUCAAAAUCCUGCUUAGGCAGACACGUAUACCGGAAAUUGGCGAUAAGUUUAGCUCGCGGCAUGGACAGAAAGGCGUCACAGGACUCAUUGUGGACCAGGAGGAUAUGCCCUUUAAUGAUUUUGGUAUAUGUCCGGACAUGAUAAUGAACCCACAUGGAUUCCCCUCACGCAUGACAGUGGGCAAAGUGCUAGAGCUGCUGGGCGGCAAGGCGGGCGUGCUGGAGGGUAAAUUCCAUUAUGGCACUGCCUUUGGCGGCUCCAAGGCAGCGGAUGUGCAGGAGGAGCUGGUGCGACAUGGCUUCAACUAUAUGGGCAAGGACUUCUUCUAUUCGGGCAUUACAGGCGGACCGCUCGAGGCAUACAUCUACUCCGGCCCGGUGUACUAUCAGAAACUCAAGCAUAUGGUGCAGGACAAGAUGCAUGCCAGAGCACGUGGUCCCAAAGCGGUGCUAACAAGGCAACCCACUCAGGGUCGCAGUCGUGAGGGUGGUCUGCGUCUGGGCGAGAUGGAGCGGGAUUGUCUUAUAUCCUAUGGCGCCAGUAUGCUUAUUAUGGAGCGCCUUAUGAUAUCUUCCGAUGCCUUUGAGGUCGAUGUUUGUCGCACUUGCGGUCGUCUAGCGUAUUGCUCCUGGUGCCACUUCUGUCAGUCUUCGGCAAAUGUCUCCAAGAUAUCCAUGCCGUAUGCCUGCAAGCUGCUCUUCCAGGAACUGACCAGCAUGAAUGUGGUGCCCAAAUUGAUAUUGGAAAACUAUUAGCCGGUAAGAUUAUUUCAAAUGUUGAAA